Messenger RNA from Pichia kudriavzevii, 378 nucleotides. RefSeq lists its product as uncharacterized. Gene Ontology annotation, cellular component: 1,3-beta-D-glucan synthase complex; membrane. The transcript has a single exon. The coding region runs from base 1 to 378 and encodes 125 amino acids. Lineage: Eukaryota; Fungi; Ascomycota; Pichiomycetes; Pichiales; Pichiaceae. The record is from RefSeq and is a predicted model, not a curated record. Gene Ontology annotation, biological process: (1->3)-beta-D-glucan biosynthetic process. Gene Ontology annotation, molecular function: 1,3-beta-D-glucan synthase activity.
AUGGGUACAUUAUCACUGUUGAUAAUCAACCCCUCAACAAUUGUGGUAUUGAUGAUUCUUUCAAUUGUUGGCUCAAUUGUGAGCUUUUUAAAUCUUGUUGCACUUUUAUUGGAAUUAGAUUUUGUACCGAGGGACUUUGCUGGAGUUUUGCCUGUAACAUCAAGAUUUCAGUUGGUUUUUUUUACGUGUAAAAGGGGCGGUGUGUUGAAAUUCCAAAGAGACUUGCUAUUAAAUGAAGGCAUAUAUGCUGGUAUGCGUGCUUUAAUGCUUGGAGGAAGGAUCAAGUAUUGCGAGUAUUUCCAGUGUGGUAAAGGUAGGGAUUUGAGUUUUUUGUUCUAUCUUAAACUUUACAACAAGAGUAGGUUCCGGAAUGAGUGA